Sphaeramia orbicularis (orbiculate cardinalfish) is the source of this 1447-nucleotide messenger RNA. RefSeq lists its product as uncharacterized. The record is from RefSeq and is a predicted model, not a curated record. Lineage: Eukaryota; Metazoa; Chordata; Actinopteri; Kurtiformes; Apogonidae. Bases 268 to 1089 code for a protein of 273 amino acids. The transcript has 6 exons.
AAGCCCAGAAAAAGGUCAGGGAGAGAGAGACACAAAGGCCCCGAAACCUUAGAGCUAGUAGCUUGUAUCAACUCUAGUGCACAGACUCAGAUCACUUUUGGAUUCUUGCAAUGCAAUGGUGCUUUGAAGAUACUGUUUUAUUCCGGGCUAUAAAUCUACCUGUGCAGUCAGUCUUGAUCACACCUUGAACUGUGGGAAAAUAACCUUUGAGUGGAAGCACUCUGGCACGACUGCAACUGUUUGUCUGGACGGUAGUAAGCAGGUGUUAUGGAUCUACAGUAUUUCCUGAGCUGGAGAGUUGCCCUGCUGCUUCUCUUAAUGCCAUGUGGGUUCCAGAGUGUGUCCGUGUACAUCCUGAAUGAAGACCCUGUGCAUGUAAUCUCCGGCACAAACCUGGUUCUCCGUGCCCGGAUGGAGCAUGAACCCCAAGAAGAGGUCUCCAUGGUAACGUGGGAACGGGAGCCCGAGACCGGGAGCGCGUCCGGCAGAAUGACACUGGCCAAGUGCCCUGGCAAGAGCGGCAAGUGUGCUGGUACAAAGCCACAUGUCCAUGCGAACGUGGAGCAGCAGGAAACGACACUUCAGAUUAAUGGAUACAACAACAGGGUGGAUGGCGGCUUGUACAGUUUGACUGUGACGGACAGCACAGGAGCCAAGGCCACAGUCUACUGCGUCGUCAGGGAGUAUGAGCCAGUCCACCACGUCUCUGUCAGCAUCAACGUGUCCGACUCCUCCUUGGUUUGUGGCGAGGCCUGGGGGACCGAUCCACACUUCACCUGGUUCCACGAGAGAGCUGCCAUCAGUCAAUCGGUGGGAAGAGUCUCCUUGGACGGCACUACGCUGUUUAUAACCAUGACCCCCAUUUGUGGACACUUCACCUGCAUGGUUAGCAAUAAACUCGGCUACACUUCAGCUACCUACUCUGCAGCACCUUGCGAGACAGAGGGCAGAGGGAUGACAGCAGCCGUGGUGUGCCUGGUCCUCCUGCUGCUGCUGGUCGGAGGAGCGCUGGUGUUUGUGCUGUGGAGGAGACACAGACACAAUAAUAGAGGAGAGAGGCUUCAAGAACAUUUGGAUGACAACAUCUGAAAAGAAAACAAAAAGGCGGAAAGUCCCAAACAAUCUUCUGUUAUUCAGAGGGCUCUCGGAGAAGAGUCGGACUAAUGGUCAAGACUGAGAGGGAGGAACUUCCUGUGCUGUGAGCAGUAUGACCUUACACUGGACUUCAACAAAGUGAAGAGUGAACUGCUUGUUGGCAAAUGGAAAAAUAUCUAAAAAUAGAUAUUCAGCUUGAAGUUCCAGCAAUGUUUUUACACUGCCUCCUGCUGGACUGAUCCUAACAUUAUGUAUUUAAUAAAAAAUAAUCGUUUCGUAAACUUCUAUCAUCUAUACACUGGAAUGUACUGUCAUGCUUUUACAAUAAAAUCUGAGGAAAAACUUCAUGAUU